AUGUCUGAAUCCCCAGAAGCUGCGGAUUCUACCGCAUCACGGCCCAUAUCCAGCUCAACCGGCGACAUCGAUGCUACCGUUGCCACUAUCAAAUGGAGAACCGAAGCGCUCCUAUCCAGCCUCGACACAUGUGAGGAGUUCCGCGAAGAAGACGAACUUUCCGAGGAUAAAUUCUUUGCGAUGGUGGACGUGCGGAGGAAGCUAGAGUCGCUCUGGCUCUCCAUCAUCAACGUUCAAGAACAGGGGGUUAACGCACCUGCGAUUGCCUACAUUACCAUCAAGCUCCGUACUUUUCGUACAACACUGAUACCAUAUGACAUUUAUCCUGAGAUUAAGGGACUGGUAGACGUUAUCGAUUUCGUCUUUGGGAAGUCGUCGCUAGCCAAGCUACUUGAGGGCACAGAUUGUGACGAAAGCUCAGCGCUUGAGACUGACUCUGACUCUAACCGAUCGCUAUCAGACAGUUCAUACUAG
Fusarium sp. VM40 is the source of this 474-nucleotide messenger RNA. NCBI's taxonomy places the organism in Eukaryota, Fungi, Ascomycota, Sordariomycetes, Hypocreales, Nectriaceae. The record is from the annotation of a GenBank genome assembly.